Messenger RNA from Neolamprologus brichardi, 2076 nucleotides. It is a transcript of the gene slc15a1a, whose product is annotated as solute carrier family 15 member 1a. NCBI's taxonomy places the organism in Eukaryota, Metazoa, Chordata, Actinopteri, Cichliformes, Cichlidae. Gene Ontology annotation, biological process: transmembrane transport; oligopeptide transport. The record is from RefSeq and is a predicted model, not a curated record. Gene Ontology annotation, molecular function: transmembrane transporter activity. Gene Ontology annotation, cellular component: membrane.
UUCUCCUACUAUGGAAUGCGAGCUGUGUUGGUGUUGUACUUUAAGUACUUCUUGCAGUGGGAUGAAGACUUGGCCACAUCCAUCUACCACACUUUUGUGGCUCUCUGCUACUUGACCCCUAUCCUUGGGGCCAUUGUGGCUGACUCCUGGCUGGGAAAGUUCAAGACUAUUAUCUACUUGUCCAUUGUCUAUACGAUUGGACAGGUUGCGAUGGCUGUCAGUGCAGUUCAUGACAUUACCGACUCAAACAGAGAUGGGACACCAGACAACAUGACCUUUCAUGUUGCGUUGUCCAUGGUGGGUCUCUUCCUCAUUGCUCUGGGCACUGGUGGCAUUAAACCCUGUGUGGCUGCUUUUGGUGGAGACCAAUUUAGUGAGCACCAGGAUAAGCAAAGGAGAACUUUCUUCUCUGUAUUCUACCUCUGUAUCAAUGGUGGGAGUCUCCUGUCAACCAUUAUCACUCCAAUCCUGAGAGGUCAGGAGUGCGGCAUCUACAGUCAGCAGAAAUGUUAUUCCCUGGCAUUCGGUGUCCCCGCAGCAUUAAUGGUGGUUGCACUUGUGGUGUUUAUUGUCGGGAGUGGUAUGUACUACAAAGCUGAACCGGAGGGAAACAUAAUGCUGGAUGUGUGUAAAUGUAUUGGGUUUGCCAUUAAAAACCGCUACAGGCACAGAAGCAAUCAGUACCCCAGGAGACAGCACUGGAUGGACUGGGCAGAGGAAAAAUAUGAUAAACUCCUGAUUGCUCAAAUCAAAAUGGUGCUGAAAGUCCUCUUUUUAUACAUCCCACUGCCAAUGUUCUGGACUCUAUUUGACCAAAAGGGAUCCAGAUGGACGCUGCAAGCUACCACAAUGAAUGGAUAUUUUGGGACACUUGUUAUACAGCCCGAUCAAAUGCAGACUUUCAACCCCAUCUUGAUCCUGACUCUGGUACCUAUUAUGGACAGCGUAAUCUACCCCCUGAUUAAGAAAUGUGGCUUUAACUUUACACCACUAAAAAGAAUGACAGUGGGGAUGUUUCUGGCUGCUAUGGCUUUUGUCUGUGCUGCUUUGGUCCAGGUUGAAAUUGAUAAAACAUUGCCAGUGUUUCCAUCUGCCUCCCAGAGUCAGUUGAAAUUACUUAACAUGGGCAGCAGUGCAGUCACAGUCAAUCUGCCAGGCAACGAGCCGCUGACUCUUAAUGCAGCUCAGGCCAGUGACAAAUACUUCACAUUUGAAACAGAGACAAUCAUUGUUUCAGUUGGCAGCCCUGUGAUGACACAAACCAUCUUCUUGAAGAGGAAAUCCAGACAAACUCUUCUUAUUCCCUCAGUUAUUAGUGAUGAAUGGCUUCUGACUCAGGACUUGACUUCCAAGCCAGAACAAGGUAACAAUGAAAUCCGAUUUGUAAAUGGAAUGAACAUGCCUGUGAACGUGACCACUUCUGCAGUGGACUUGGGACUAAUUGAGCCAUUUUAUUACUCCACUUAUUCCACAAUAAAGAAUGGAGAGACCAAAUUCUCCUUGUUGAGUGGUUCACAGUCAUGCGAAUACAUUAAGGACUUUGGAUUUGGAGGUUCAUACACUUUCUUCAUACCCAGGACUUUUGUCUUUGGACCAAAUUGUCAGGACUCUAUUACUGUGGUAGAGGACAUAGAACCCAACUCAGUUCACAUGGCCCUGCAGAUCCCACAGUACUUCUUCAUAACUGCUGGUGAAGUGAUGUUUUCAGUUACUGGUCUGGAGUUCUCUUACUCACAGGCACCUAGUAACAUGAAAGCGGUGCUGCAAGCCGGCUGGUUGUUUACAGUUGCUAUUGGUAACUUCAUAGUCCUGAUUGUGGCUGAGAUUGCAAAACUUCCCAACAAAUGGGCAGAGUAUGUCCUUUUUGCAUCUCUCUUAGUUUUAGUGUGCAUCAUCUUUUCCACUAUGGCGUAUUUCUACACUUAUAUUGACCCUUCAGAAAUUGAGGACCAGUUUAGUAAAAAGGUUGAUGACGAUGAAGAUGAUAAAGACAAGCGUGAGAAGACAGAGAUCAAGAUGGUCAGGAGAGACUCAGCUGAAAGCGACGAUGACAGUUACAAACAAUCCAAUAUGUGA